Molecule: messenger RNA, 1797 nt
Organism: Sesamum indicum (sesame)
Lineage: Eukaryota; Viridiplantae; Streptophyta; Magnoliopsida; Lamiales; Pedaliaceae
Product: putative serine/threonine-protein kinase At1g01540
Biological process (GO): protein phosphorylation
Molecular function (GO): ATP binding; protein kinase activity
Source: RefSeq, a predicted model, not a curated record
CAUCCUCCGCCCGACCCCCCAUGCCCCCACCCCGCCUCACGCCCACUGCCCUGAAUGUCUUCCUCUGCUAUCACUCAAGUAAUAUUGUCUGUCUCCCACUAGGUUUUGCUGACGGUCAAAGUUCAAAGCUUGACUUUUUACCAGGUGAAGAGCAAGAUAGGAUUAACUGAGAGACAGGGAAUACAAUGUCUAACGGGAAGCUGACUGAUGAGCUAUCAAAACGGACCUCAAUUUUCGGCUUGCGCUUGUGGGUUGUCAUUGGAAUCUGCGUCGGUGCAGCUAUUGUCAUCUUUCUCUUCCUCAUCUCUCUUUGGUUCACCUCAAGAAGAAACAAGAAGACUUCACUGCUGUUACCUCACAAGAAUUCCGUCAUCCCAAAUGUGUCCAGGGAAAUCCAGGAAAUCCGGGUCGACCCCACUCGAACCUCAGAGACCAAUCCCAAGCUGCUGCUCCCGCCUCCGGGGACGCAUCCGAUUCCUGAGCCCGACCUGAAUGAGGACAAGCGGAUCCAUAUUGAGUUUGGAAAGGGGAACCGGAUUGCCUACCCUGAAGGAGUAGGCCCGGGUUCAGAGUCAGGUCAUGGAAGUGGUGAGACCCGACCUGGUGGCGAGCUGGGCGCUGUGAUAGCUGGGCCGGAGGUUUCGCACUUGGGGUGGGGCCAUUGGUAUACGCUAAGAGAGCUUGAGGAGUCCACUAAUGGUUUUGCUGAUGACAAUGUGAUUGGGGAAGGAGGGUAUGGGAUUGUUUACUAUGGUGUGUUGGGGGAUAACACGAAAGUGGCUGUCAAGAAUUUGCUGAAUAACAGGGGUCAAGCAGAGAGAGAGUUUAAGGUUGAAGUUGAAGCUAUCGGGCGUGUGAGACAUAAGAAUUUGGUGAGGUUGCUUGGUUAUUGCGUUGAAGGAGCUCAUAGGAUGCUUGUGUAUGAGUAUGUCGACAAUGGAAACUUAGAACAAUGGCUUCACGGAGAUGUUGGGGCUUGUAGCCCUCUAACAUGGGAUAUUCGAAUGAACAUCAUACUUGGGACUGCAAAGGGGUUAACAUAUCUGCAUGAGGGUCUUGAGCCUAAAGUUGUUCAUCGUGAUAUCAAAUCAAGCAAUAUUUUAUUGGAUAGACAGUGGAAUGCUAAGGUAUCUGACUUUGGUCUCGCGAAGCUCAUCGGCUCUGAAAGGAGUUAUAUCACCACACGGGUUAUGGGAACAUUUGGAUAUGUUGCUCCAGAGUAUGCAAGCACCGGCAUGUUGAAUGAGAGAAAUGAUGUGUAUAGUUUUGGCAUUCUUAUAAUGGAGAUCAUUACUGGAAGGAACCCAGUGGAUUAUAGCCGUUCCCCAGGGGAAGUGAACCUUGUGGACUGGCUUAAAACAAUGGUCUCAAAUCGGAACGCAGAGGGAGUGUUGGAUCCUAAGCUACGUGAGAAGCCCUCUUCAAGAGCACUGAAGCGGACUCUUUUAGUAGCUUUACGCUGUGUAGACCCAAAUGCUCAGAAGCGGCCGAAAAUGGGGCAUGUUGUACAUAUGCUGGAGGCUGAUGAUUUUCCUUACCGUGAUGACCGUAGGGGUGGAAGGGAACACGGUCACGGACGACCGGAUCAUGAUGGAAUGAAGGAGAGGGUAGCGCAGAAACACAUAAAUGAACCAGGCGACAGCAGAGGAAAUGAAAGCAGCAUUAAAACUGAUAGGUUUUUGUUAAGAAAGCAAGAAGCUGACAAAAAGCAGUAGCAAGUAGACCAUUCUCGUUCUGUUCAGUGUCGUAACUGUUGAUUUACGUCUUUGAUCUAAAUGAAGCCGUUUCCAUUUCUAC